Vitrella brassicaformis is the source of this 2723-nucleotide messenger RNA. NCBI's taxonomy places the organism in Eukaryota, Vitrellaceae. The record is from the annotation of a GenBank genome assembly.
GUGACUUCAUUCGAGGAGGUGUAGCUCGGAGCAUGAAGCCUUUUUUCAUGUAACGAAUGUAAUGAACCGUCAUUCCAUUCGUCACAUGUCUCUGCGGCAACGAUUUGCGUGGACCGGUAAGUCGAUCAUCGCCACGAAGACGAAUAAAUGAAUGAAUGAAUGAUCGAUCCAUUCGCUACAAUCGUGCCCCUCCUUUCUGCCCACGGGCCCCUACACACUCACAGGAGAGAGAUGGAUAUCAGAUGCGUCUCUGCACUAUUCACCUACGGGAACAGCCUACAAUCCCGCUCAGCUACCAACACGCCCACAGAAGAAGAGCCACCCCCGGCACCACACGCACUUUCCAGCAGCUGACGAAUCGCCCGAAUUACCUCCCCCUCUACAUUCCUCCCAUGAAGGUCGCUGGCGAGAGAGGCGCACCUGACUGGCCGAUGGGUGUCGGUGAAGGCAACCCUCUUGCCCCUGGCCCCCAACGCCCGCGAGAUGUCCUCCUGUGUGGUCUCGAGCACCUUGUCACCAUCCUUGCCGCAUAUCUCCUCGCUGAGCUCCUCAGUUGCGUUCACCCAUGGGGGAGUGCUCAGCAAGGCCGGCACACAGCGACGGAUCGACAUCCACAUGCCGUCCUGCAGGGAUGCAGGAAUCAAGGAGACACAUCCAAAGAAAUGAAAGGAAUCGUCUGGGGUGGGUGGGUGUCUCACCUUGAUGGACCGGUGGUAUCGUCUGUCGUCCCGGCCAUGCCCUCCCGCAAAGACGGGAUGGGUGUAUGAGCAGUAUUUCGCCCAGGAAUGUCCUGAGGCGAUUGGAAACCGGCCGGUGGCUUUCUUGCUGCUUCUGCUGCUGUAGCGGGUCUGGUGCUUCCGCAGCUCGGCCAACAGGUGCCGUUCGAGGUCCUUGUACUUGUGCUGGUUGGCGUGCUGAAACAAGACAUGGAGGGAAAUGCAUAUACGAUGUCUCCUGCCAGGUUGGCCGUUCUGACAUACCAGGAAUAGCAGAUGGCCCGAGGGGUCGUGCUGACCGAUCACUGAGGCACAUAGACAUGGACAGACACAACCGGCUGACUGUAUUCAACACCUCUCGACGCAUCUCUCUACCUGUCCCAUCAGUAACUCCGACGUUGUGUUUUCCCGAUCCUAUAACGGCGGCAGCUUGUUGGACCACAGUGUAGGAGGCGCCAGUCAAAUACCACCCCACAAGAAAUGUGUCCUUGUCUCCCGCGCCCAGAGGCUCUCGCCCAUAGAUAAGCGGAAAGUACGUGUCGGAAUGCCAGUUGAGGAAAGUCGUCAGCAAAAGAGCUCGCCAUGUCUCCGACCUGCCCUUGUCGAUGACCAGCUGACCUGUCUCUAGUCCAAUACUGAUGUUGACGUACGGGUAGUCGGGGGGCACGAGGUUCUGGUCGUCUGGGGGGCCUGGAGGGGGCGGAAGGUCUGUGUAGUCCCAGAUAGACGGCACACCCUCAUCACGCACCAAUGACCUGCACAAAGACAGGUCAAUCAUUGAUGGGGUCCUUUCGCUUUGUUUCCAUGCUUUGCUUUUCACCAGUAGUCUGGCCAGAAGAUGGCAGAUGAGUUUGAUCUCUUGAGGUGGUCAAAGAGGAAGGAAGGGUCUCGCAACACCACGUUGUCCACAUCGAGGAAGAGCACCUCAGCAAAAGAUGUCGCCAGCAAAGUAAGGGGCUUCACUGCAGUGCAGGCAGCGAUGCACAAACAUACGGAUGCCACGUAGAUGAUCAUGUCUCCCUCCGUCGCUGCUCACGCAGAAAGUGCCGAAACGCCCCAUGCGCAUACGAUUCCUCUCCAUCAACACUCGUGUCUUCUCCCGGCCCAUCCGCCUUGAUCACCUCAUGCGGCACUCGCGGCAAAGGCAGCAGAGCCACGCCACCCAGCUCGCGAAACUGCCGCACAAUCCACUCAUUCCCGACCACCCUCAAGUAGUCAGAAUGCGGGAAGAACACCUCCACAGGCAACGGACACGAUUGGCGCAGCACACGGAGGCUGACCAGUGUUGGCAUCAGGAACUUGGCGCGAAAACCUGAGACAAGAGCAAUGCCUCGGCCCCGAAAAAGGCCAGGUGGGAGAGGUGGAAGAACGUCGAGGAAGGUCUGCCACGCCGCGGGUGUUUCCAGGUGGAAGGAUUGGAACAUCUUGUAGAGCUGCAGCUGGAGGCGAUGCCGUCUCACAGCCCUCCGCCAGUCGAGCAGCAACGUCACGGGGUCCGCAUGGAAGAAAAGCACCAUCAACACCAGCACACACACGACCGCCAGCAUCAGGAAAACUCGCCCCCCGAGCCUGCCGCUGCCCUCUCUCCCGCUAUAGCUGCCAGCACUGGACGGCAGAAGAAACGACAGCUGCCGCAGCCCACUGCUGAAGCUCUUCUUGAGGCCGCUGCGGUCAUCCUCUGAGCCCCUUCUGGUGGUUGCCGUGGUUCUGCGCCUCUGCAGAGAGGUGGUGAGUCCGCCGAAAGCACCGGCCAUUGCAAUGCCGAGCGAUGAGCGGCGAGAUGAAGACGGUCGGGGGAAUAUGGGGGUGAUGAGGUCGUCCUGGAGUUCGUCGGUGGGUGAGCUUCUCCGCCUGGGCACACCCUCGCUGACGAGGGGCCUCGCUACGCAGCCAUCGGAGUCACUGAUGGAUGAAGAGGUCCUGAUCAUACACUCACUGUUGCGGUACCAAGCCUCUGCCAAGAAGCCGGCUGCUGGUCCUGCUGGUUGUGGCACAUCAUGGGCAAAG